UGAGAGGAGCAGGUGAAUCAUUUACAGUUAUAUAGUUUCUUACUGUCCCACCUGUUCAACAGUGAAUAAAGUAAACACUACUGUAAGCAGAAAUGUUCCACUGUACAUGACAAGUUCCGUUUUCCAAAUAACAAUAGUAACAAUAGGUCAGAGUGGACAACGAGACGAAACCACGCCGCCGGAGCCUGGAUUUAGCAGGUAGGCUAUAAAUAACUUUUUGUUCACGUUAAUGUCAGAUGAAGCCUGUUCGCCGGUGUGUUUACAUCGUGUUUCCGAGAGUAAUUCACAUCCUUUGAGAAGCGUUUAUGUGUUGUUUAGUACAGCCGAUGAUUGUUCACCAAAGAAUGAACAGAAAUAUCUCGUAAUGUGACGCAGUCGUCAUUAUAUCAGAGAAGCUUGUGUUGGGUUUAAGUUUGACUAAAAAUUCAUUAUUCCUGACAUGUGAGUAAACACACCCUGAGGCCUGUAGCGCCGCCCACAGUAGACGCAACAUAUGGAGACUGUUUGUUUUCAUACAUUUCAACGCUUAAUGUUAUGUAGUUAAGAAAACAACACGUUGGUUAUCGUUUUGUAUUGUUGUACAGUCGUAAACGGUCUGCUCCUAUGCAUGUACUUCAACAUAACCACCCAUAUACCCACUUCUCUCAGAAAAGAGGAAACUAAAAACCAUCACGUGUGUGUGUUUAGUAAAGUUGCUGACAGUUAGUAUUGUCUUUACCAUUUUCUUGUUACUGUCUAUGAGACAAAAGUAUUGAAUUUCAAAUAUUGGGCAGAAGCCAUGUCUUGAUCAUCUUUAUCCAUCUUUAUCCAUCUCCAUACAUUUACAUUAAUUACGAGAUUGAAGUGAAGUUAAUGAGUGAAAUCAACAAUAACUUGCAGAACAAGUACGAGUUAAAGCCAAGUUCAUAUCAAAAGAACAGUGUACUGACUUUGAAAUACUUCAAUUGAGAAUUGUUUGCUGGUAUAAUUUAAAGUUGGCUUGCAUGCAGAGAAUGUGCCAAAAAAAAACAAUAUUCAUACUUUGGGAGAGUGGUCUACUGGUACAGUACUUCUACUGCAAUAACUAAUACUGCUACUACUAUUAGUACUACAUCUACGAGUACUCGUACUGCUGCUUCUGCUACUCUACUACAACUAUGUCAUGACUACCAAUACUACCACUGCUUUUACCACUACCUCUUCCAUUACUAUUAUAUAUUACUACAGCUGUUGAAUAUACCACUACUUAUACUGACACUAUUACAACUACUGCUACUAAUUCUUCUAGUAGUACUUGUGCUGCUGCUACUAGUGCUAAUGGUAUGCCGCUUCUACUAAUACUACUACUGUAGUGGUACUUGUACUGCUUCUAAUACUACUUCUAUGCCACUACUACAUCUGCCACUUUUACUAUUGUAUUACUUCUACUACUAUCUACCACUGAUCUUAAAUAGUCUACUAUUUCUACUGAUACCACAUGCUUUUACUGCUUCGACCUCUACUGCUCCUUUUACUUCCACUACUACAAGAGCCACAAUAAUCACUUCUUCUACUAUUUAUGUGUACGUCCUCUUUGUGCUGUUCCCAGGUCAGUUGCUGUGAGAGGAGGAUCCUCAUAGCUGGAGUCAUGUUGUCGGCGGAGGAGAUCCUGUGCAACACUCAGCAGGUGAUCGCCGGGCUGGAGGCGCUGAGAGGAGAGAACCGCAGUCUGCUGGAGAACCUGCAGGAGGCGAUGGAGAGCCGGGUGGCGCCAGAGAGCGGCAGCGUGGAGCAGGAGAAGAGCGGCAUCAUCCGCCAAUCACUGGAGAGGAUAGAGCUGGGGCUGAGCGAGGCCCAGGUGAUGAUGGCGUUGUCGGCUCAUCUGGGUUCCCUGGAGGCGGAGAAACAGAAGCUGCGUGCUCAGGUGCGUCGUCUCUGUCAGGAGAACCAGUGGUUGAGGGACGAGCUGGCCGGUGCUCAGCAGCGGCUGCAGGACCGAGAGCAGGAGGUGGUCACCCUCGAGGAGCAGAACAGACACCUGCAGUUCAUGUCGUCCAUACGCAAAUACGACCUGGAGGAGCCGCAGCUGGACGACAAAGACGCGUCUUCCACCAAAGAGUCUCUGGAUGACCUCUUUCCUACCGAGGACGAGGAGCAGUCGCAGAUGUCGCAGCCUCACCACAGCAGUGCAGCAGCCGCAGCCCAGCAGGGCGGCUAUGAGAUUCCCGCCCGCCUCCGAACCCUCCACAACCUGGUCAUCCAGUACGCGUCCCAGGGUCGAUACGAGGUCGCUGUGCCGCUCUGUAAACAGGCUUUGGAAGACCUGGAGAAGUCCUCAGGCCACACCCACCCAGACGUAGCCACCAUGCUGAAUAUACUGGCGCUGGUGUACAGAGAUCAGAACAAAUACAAAGAGGCAGCCAACCUGCUGAAUGACGCGCUGGCGAUCAGAGAGAAAACUCUCGGAAUGGACCAUCCGGCUGUGGCAGCAACGCUCAACAACCUGGCAGUGCUUUAUGGGAAACGAGGGAAAUACAAGGAAGCAGAGCCGCUGUGUAAAAGAGCUCUGGAGAUCAGAGAGAAAGUUCUGGGUACGGACCACCCAGAUGUGGCCAAGCAGCUGAACAACCUGGCUCUGCUGUGUCAGAACCAAGGGAAGUACCAGGAGGUGGAGCAGUACUACGAACGCGCUCUGCACAUCUACCAGAGCAAGCUGGGCCCAGACGACGCCAACGUGGCCAAGACCAAGAACAACUUGGCGUCGUGCUAUCUGAAGCAGGGCAAAUACAGACAAGCUGAAGCCCUCUACAAAGAGAUUCUCACCAGAGCGCAUGAAAAGGAGUUUGGAUCUGUAGAAGGCGAUGGUCGUCCCAGCUGGUCCGGUGCAGAAGACGGUGGCUCCGGACAGGAUGAACUCAGUAACCUGAAGCGCAGCGGCUCUUUCACCAAACUCAGAGAGUCGAUUCGCAGAAGCAGCGAGAAACUGGUCCGCAAGCUGAGAGGAGUCGGCAUGGAGGAAACUACCCCGAGGAAUGCUGGGAUAAAGAGGGCAAAGUCUCUGAAUGUGUUGAAUGUUGGAGCCAUAGAGAGUCAGGACGGGGCCCAGUCGAGCUGCUUGACGGACGUUCGAGGCCUGAGCUCCAGCACACAGAGCCUGACGAGAAGAGGUUCACUCGGUGGUUCCAGCUAACGCACACAUUACCCGGGAAGAUGUUCACAAAUGUAUCCGACACCACCGUGGAUGCCCCACUUUGAGUCACCUUAAGGAAAACGGAGACAUCUCAUUUAUUCACUAUCCCUCAUUUGAAAAAGAAAUAAGAAAUUAAUGUUUUCAUGGCCAUUGAGGAAGCGUCUCCAAACAACCAGUAGGACGGUGUGGUCACACGCUUUGACAUUACAUAUUGCACUAUAAGCUUUCCUUCCUGUUCACUUGAAAUUCAAUAUCAUUCCUUCUUCCUGGAUUCAUGUUAGAAACGAGCUCAGUGUCCUCAGAAGUUAAAGAAAAGAAAUCAUGUUCGACUACUUUAAAGAACACUGUUUUACGGCAAUCUGCUGAAGAUUAAUCAGCAGAUUGACGUUACCGAUUACUUUUUAAUCUGUUUGAAUUCUCUUGAGAAGCAGGGAUGUGAAAUUGCACAACUAUGAAACCGUAAAUGUUACAGUUGGUUUAAGACGGAGAUGUUAAGCUGAAGUUAAACUUCUUUAGAUGUGUUUUGCCUUUACAACGUGCAGGCCACUCAUUAUACGAUGCCGUCAAAGCGCAUCAUAAAACUGUUUACGUGAGCUGUUCUGUGACAGUUCAGUUUAGUCGUUCCACAUGACGGGAACGAAAUGACCGAUUAAGGACCAACUUUAAAACACAAACACCAGCUGAACAAAAUGAACGCACAUAUCUGACUUGAUGGUAGCUGGUACUAUUCCUAAAAGAUGGAUAUUUUUGCAAAUUUAUAUUCAAAUUAUUUAUUUAUGAUCUUUUUUCAUAGUGCUAAAAGAUACUUAUCACAAGUUAAUAUAUGUUCUGCUCAAUCAAACUAGGAUGGCCUCGUGCUGAAUGACUCAUGUUCAAAGAAGUUAUGAGCCAAUCUCUGGUGAACAAUGUUUAAAGUGUGCUUUUGUGGAGAAACUCAGUUUCACAGAUCUGUUGAUUUGAUUCAGCCUGUAGUAAAUCAAUCAACACUCAGUUAUGUAUUUGUCACAUUGUGAGUUAACAUUUGAUUCAGAAAAUUGUUUUAAGAUAUCUGGAUUCCCUGAGUUAUUGUUGUGCCUGAGUCAAUGUUGCACAUUUUGGCUUUGUAUUGGGGCAUUCUGGACAAUGUUCAGCUUAUCGUUUGCACAUAAUUGACAACAUUUUCCUUAAAUGACUCAGUUGAACGAAGACUUCACAGUUGAACCAUCUACUCAAAGCCGCUCUGUGGACGACUGAAGCCACAGAUGUCUCAGCAGGCUGUAUACAAGCUCAGACACAAAGUUAGUGGUGAACCUGUGAAGACAGUCAAACACGUCGCAGCUAAAGUGCAAACCAGAGAUACAAAGAGAGAGUUUUGCAGUCAUCUGACCCAUAGGGGUAAAAAUAGCAAUUUUGAGCGGAGGUCGCCCACAUUAGUGUCUAUUUCAUCUACGCUCCACUGAAAUCCGCAACUGACUAUUAUACUUUUAAUGUGACAGGUUUAUGUGUGCUCUUUGAAUUUGUAAUAAUUACUUGAAACUCAUGACGUGAACAAAGUCAUUUCUAUGUUGCUAUGCAGACAGAGCAUUAAAUAACUCAUUUUAAAACUCCUUUAAUCCUCAACAAUGUUCAAAAUAAGAUAAUGAGGUGCAGCUAGGAAAUCUUGCUCCAUGAAAAUGUUACCACCGAAUCCUCGGGGAUUUGUUUCCCACAAAACUCAAUCUUCCGUUUCAUUUUGUUUUUUAUUCAAACAUUCUGUGAAUCCUGGUUUUCCAGGAUGGAGAACUGUAUCUGCUGGUUCAAUGUAAGGGCUGGAAUCACACGGUUAGUUCACUGUAGAGACCACAGUGUGUUCAUGAAACACUGUCAGAAUGUUACAUAUAAACACAUCUCCUGAUGCUGUCUUUAUUCUGGUAAAUAUGAAUCUUUCUAUUUUAUAUUUGAAAACUUGAGCUGAAAUAAAUUACAACACGCUGUUAAAACUAUACGAGUGUUUGCCUGCAGUUAUUGCUUUGUGGUUUAUGUCUCAGUAUCAUCUUCACCUUUCUGCUUGAACAGCUACUAUAAAGUCAGAUUGUUCAUUUAUUCCCUGAAGACGGGCC
Anarrhichthys ocellatus (wolf-eel) is the source of this 5226-nucleotide messenger RNA. It is a transcript of the gene klc3, whose product is annotated as kinesin light chain 3. Gene Ontology annotation, molecular function: kinesin binding. Gene Ontology annotation, cellular component: kinesin complex; cytoplasm. Gene Ontology annotation, biological process: microtubule-based movement. The coding region runs from base 1538 to 3148 and encodes 536 amino acids. The record is from RefSeq and is a predicted model, not a curated record. NCBI's taxonomy places the organism in Eukaryota, Metazoa, Chordata, Actinopteri, Perciformes, Anarhichadidae. The transcript has 13 exons.